AAGAAGAAGAAGAAGAAGAAGAAGAAGAAGAAGAAGAAGAAGAAGAAGAAGAAGAAGAAGAAGAAGAAGAAGAAGAAGAAGAAGAAGAAGAAGAAGAAGAAGAAGAAGAAGAAGAAGAAGAAGAAGAAGAAGAAGAAGAAGAAGAAGAAGAAGAAGAAGAAGAAGAAGAAGAAGAAGAAGAAGAAGAAGAAGAAGAAGAAGAAGAAGAAGAAGAAGACGAAGAAGAACAAGAACAAGAAGAAGAAGAAGAACAAGAACAAGAACAAGAAGAAGAACAAGAAGAACAAGAAGAAGAAGAAGAAGAAGAAGAAGAAGAAGAAGAAGAAGAAGAAGAAGAAGAAGAAGAAGAAGAAGAAGAAGAAGAAGAAGAAGAAGAAGAAGAAGAAGAAGAAGAAGAAGAAGAAGAAGAAGAAGAAGAAGAAGAAGAAGAAGAAGAAGAAGAAGAAGAAGAAGAAGAAGAAGAAGAAGAAGAAGAAGAAGAAGAAGAAGAAGAAGAAGAAGAAGAAGAAGAAGAAGAAGAAGAAGAAGAAGAAGAAGAAGAAGAAGAAGAAGAAGAAGAAGAAGAAGAAGAAGAAGAAGAAGAAGAAGAAGAAGAAGAAGAAGAAGAAGAAGAAGAAGAAGAAGAAGAAGAAGAAGAAGAAGAAGAAGAAGAAGAAGAAGAAGAAAGAAGAAGAAGAAGAACAACAACAACAACAACAACAACAACAACAACAACAACAACAACAACAACAACAACAACAACAACCAGAACAAGAAGAACAAGAAGAAAAA
Portunus trituberculatus (swimming crab) is the source of this 771-nucleotide messenger RNA. RefSeq names its product nucleoporin GLE1-like. Gene Ontology annotation, molecular function: structural constituent of chromatin; DNA binding. Gene Ontology annotation, biological process: nucleosome assembly. Lineage: Eukaryota; Metazoa; Arthropoda; Malacostraca; Decapoda; Portunidae. The record is from RefSeq and is a predicted model, not a curated record. Gene Ontology annotation, cellular component: nucleosome.